UCUCACUCUAUGUAGUUGCCAUUCAAAAAAAUUUAAUUACGCUAUGUGGAGGUUAGAAACUGUUUACUUGUCAAAAUCUGAGUGUCGGGGGGAAAAAACGUAGACAAAACAUGAAAGAGAUCUGAAAAGAGGAGUAAUAAGACUCCCUUGCUAAAAUCAUGUUUUUCCCGGUAGGAUGGCCGCGAGUUCUGAAUUUUAGCGAGGCGAAUAAAAUAAACGCUGUAGUAUGCAACAGAGACAAAAUCCUAUUUGCUGUUCUUACAACGGAUGCUCUCACCAUCUGGUAUUGCAAGCCUUGUGUGCCAAUUGUAUUUAGCAGACGAUCUGCAGUUUCAUUGCAAAAGCACGGUGAGAAUGUUUUGGUACAAUGGAGACCCGACUCGAGUAUGCUGGUUAUUGCAACAUCGGACAGUUAUCUGUUGUUUUAUCAGCUCUCGGAUAACAGUCCAGAAGGCCGAGGACUCUAUGAACAACGAGAUUCACCAGUUACCAGCUUGAAACGAGAUAGUGCAGAAUUAUUUAUUAAAGAAGUUAUUCCAUCUCUUGUUUUGACUUUUGAAAAGUCAGCUUGGAUUGAUGGUGGUAUUAGUUCAUUAGUUUGUAUACGAGAUGAGCUUAUGGUAGCGACUAAAACUAGUCAUGUGGUGCGCCACAAGUGGGAUGGCACCAUGAAUCGCGACUAUUCUUUGGACUUGAGACGUAUACCGUUCAGUAUUGAUCAACAAAUUUCUACUGUAGCUGUGCCACUCACAGAAGACAAUAUUUAUGUUACUGAUAUCGAAUAUUCACCUCUUGUUGGAGGUUUUGCUAUUGUGCUUAACAAUGGCAAAGCCGCAUUUCUUACUGCUCAAUCAUUGAAGUUUGAUCCUAAUCAAGUGCAGGGAAUUUGGGCUCGAGAUUUAGAUGAUGCUACUUGCGCUGCUGUCAAUCACAAAUAUAGACUGAUUGCUAUUGGUAGGCAAAACUCCGAAGGCAUUGUUUAUUACGUCGAUGAUACAACAGGAGGAUUAGAGAUGUCGCAUACUCUUAGCCUAUCUUCUAAAGAUUAUCCAGGUCGACCAGGUAGUGUCAAGUGUCUCAGAUGGACGCCCGAUAGUUGCGCUAUCGCUCUCGCCUGGAAAGGCGGUGGCUUAGCGCUAUGGAGCACCUUCGGUGCUCUCUUGCUCUGCAGCUUAAAAUGGGAUUAUGGCCUACGAGUGGAUUUGACGCAUGAUAAUCCUCUUCACAUCCACACGAUGGAAUGGUCGGCAGAGGGUUAUCAGUUGUGGAUGUUGCGAGAAUCUCCAGGACCUUCGGUUACCGAGGAAAACGGCAACGAAACGUCCAGCUUAAAUCGCUCUCUUAUCCAAUUGGAUUUUGCUAAAAGCCCUCUGACUGUCAACCCGUGCAUGGGACAUCACGGACACCUGUAUCUUCAAGGCGAAGAUAGACUGUAUUUAAAUUUAGGCGCAGGCUUAUCUUCCACGGUUUCGGGUUUUCAUGUGGCUACUGAAAUGCCUAACGACAGCAUGCUUCAGACAUUUGCCGGCUGCAAACAGUGGCUCGUCGUUCCCAUUCCGAUCGCAUACAGUGGUUCCAAUUGGCCAAUUCGAUAUACUGCAAUAGACAGCGAAGGUUUGAGUCUUGCGGUGGCCGGUCGAACAGGAUUGGCGCACUAUUCUCUACCUUCGAGAAAAUGGAAAUUGUUUGGCAAUGAGAGUCAGGAACGAGAUUUUAUAGUAACUGGUGGACUUCUCUGGCAUAAAGGAUAUCUUAUUGCCAGCAGUUAUUCCAGCCUGGACGACAAAGAUGAGAUUAGAAUUUAUCCGCGCGAUACUCGGCUAGAUAAUAAUUAUGUUAAGACCGUUAAAAUGCCCUCGCAAGUGCUUUUGUUGAAUACAAUGAAAGAUAGACUCUUAACGUUUUGCGCUAAUGCUCAGAUUAUUAUUUACAACAUGAAGAUACAACAUUUUACUGAAGCUAGCGGUAUCGAGCUCACAAAAGUACAAACGGUGGAUAUCAGCUGGCUGUGCGUACAUCCCGCCUGCGUGGUCAGUGCAACGUUAACUACGAUACGAGCAGAAACCGCCGGCAGUCAUCCUCAUCCCGAAAGUCUCUUGCUGAACAUUUCUGGACGUCUUCUUAUGGUCCAACGUGAACGCAUCGAUAAUCCAGAAGUUUUCACAUGCAGCGCCCCGACGGUAUUAGCGUCAUACGUCGAGAACGUUUGGGUGCCGUCGCGUUCGAGGAGAGAUAAACCGCACUUAACUGAGGCUUUGUGGUUGUUUUGCGGUGCUCACGGCAUGCGAGUGUGGCUGCCGCUGUUUCGUAACCAUCAAGAGAAGGCUCAUGCUUUCAUGAGCAAACGAAUAAUGUUACCUUUCCACUUGCGGAUUUAUCCACUGGCGAUACUGUUUGAAGACGCGAUUCUAUUGGGAGCUGAAAACGACACUGUGCUGUUCACGUCAGAUACUAACUCGCCCUUUUCAUUGCCUUUUAAUUUGUUGGAACUCACGAGUCAAGUGUAUCUACAUCAGAUCUUACGUCAGUUGAUACAUCGAAACUUGGGCUACCAUGCGUGGGAGAUAGCGCGUUCAUGCUCCGCGUUGCCGUAUUUCCCACAUUCGUUGGAGUUAUUGCUUCACGAAGUCCUCGAAGAAGAAGCAACGAGUAAAGAUCCUAUUCCGGAUGCUCAGUUGCCGUCUGUCGUGGAGUUUAUUCGCGAAUUUCCUGGCGUUUGGGCCAGAGCUGUCGUGCAAUGCGCUCGCAAGACUGAAAUCGCACUUUGGCCGUAUUUAUUUUCCGUCGCUGGCUCUCCAAAAAAAUUGCUGCAAGACUGUUUGCAACGACAAGAGCUCGAUACCGCUGCCAGCUACUUGAUUAUUCUGCAAAACUUAGAGCCGUCUUCGGUCAGCAGACAGCACGCUACGUUGUUAUUGGACGCCGCGUUAGAGCAAGGCAGAUGGGAACUAUCAAGAGAUCUCGUAAGGUUUCUUCGAGCGAUUGAUCCAAAUGAUGUGGAGUCACCACGUACAUCAUGGGCCGGCAGUACGAAACUGGGUGGUCCUCCUCAGACGCCUCCUCUUUCUCCACACGAGGAUGAUUUAUCUUUGGUCUUGGGCACUAUGCAAGUUUCGAGAAGUCGCAGCUACAGUACUACAGUUACACCCAAAGUGCAAUCCGAGAAAGAAGUCGCACCGUCUUCUAUGCUUGAGAAAACUCGAAAUGUUGUUAUGAGGCGAAAAAAAUCAGUUCCAACAGUAAAAUCUAACGAGAAAACUGAGAACAAAGAGGGGUCAGCGGAAGAGUUCUUCAUUGAUGUCAUAUUGCAGCGUCAUGCUCGGCGCUUGCUUUCAGCCCGUCGCUUGAUCGAUUUAGGUAGAUUUGCUGCACGUCUUGACUUUCAUUUAGUAACAUGGUUUGCACGGGAGCGUGAUAGAGCAGCGAAGAUCGAUGAUUAUGUUGGCACUUUGAAAGCGGUUCACGAAGAUUUUGCGUUUCCAUAUCCAACACUUUCGUUACCAACGUUGCAAAAGUUUCGGAGAUCCAGCCUCACUUCUUUACAUUCUGUAAUGUCCGAUGACGAAACCUUGUCGCCGAAUUUGAUUAUCGAUCUACCUGACAGCGGAUAUACUAGUCUUCCAAGUGGUAGGCCUCCGUAUACGACUCUGAUCUCACCUGUCGCUAGUUUAGAGACACAGUUUCCAACUGCGGAAGCCAAAUUAGCACCGAAUCUAAUAAAUGAUGCCAACAGUGUUCUUAGUGAUACUAGUACAAUUUGGAGGGAUGACACAGAAUCCAUUGUUGGCUCUGUAUGUUGGGUUUCGCCGGAAUCGGUAGGAUCUACAGAACAUCCAGUUUCCUCAAUCUCUGCGCCAAUCGGCCGAGCGGAAGUACAAUUGAGGUAUUUAUUGCAACUGUUUCUUGAAGGCAGCUGUCUAGGUUGGGCUGCAGUAGUCGCUACCGUUUUACGAGAUGCAGCUGCUAUGGCUAGAACUGUUAGAACAGCACACGCGCCAAUGCAAACUUUUGAUUCUAUAAUCAAUCUAAGAGAUGGAUUGCUUUCACUGACCAAAUGGUCUCAUUCGGAAUGUUUGGGAUACCGUCCUUUUAUGUCUAAUAUUCAAGGUCAGAUAUCCCUUUUGAACAGACUAGUGAUAACCAAGCAACAGCAAGAACAAGAACAAAUACCGGAAAGCUCUUCUCCCAGUCCGGCACCGUCAGCUGGAAGUAAUCAACGUGGUACCCUUUCUCGUUCGCGGCAUUCGUCGAUUAGUCACAAUUCCAACACAGUUCAGCUCGAAGAGGAGCGUUUGCCCGAAUCACCUUUGAUCGUGGAGGAAUCUGUUUUUCACGGAAGUUACAAUAAUAAUCUCAACGUCACUGAGGACGUCAACUCGCAGCAAAGCACCUGCGCGAUCUCUUAAAAAACGCUUUAAAAAGCUCCAAAAAACUAUAGCUGUUCCAUUUCUCGCUGUGGAUUUUACAUACCAAAAAACCUUUUCAUCUAGAUACUCUUUUACUAAGUUUUAUAUGUAUGAAAAAGAGUUUAAUUAUAUAAUGAUUCAAAUGUAGAAUUUCGUUUCACUUAUAUAUUUGCAUUUGUUUGCAAAAGAUUUAAAUUUAGCAUUUAUUUCAACAGUUCUUGAUUGCGUUUCACAACUAUUAAGGAUAAGAACAAUAACAUAAUGAAAAAAUAAUAUCAACAAUCUUCCUCGUAAUUUGUGUUUUAGAAAAAAGCAGUGAAAAAUUUUAAAAAUGUCUUGAAAUUUGUAAAUAAUAAGAUUUUUCGAAACUUUUAUUAUUAAAUUUUUUCAGAAAUCUUGAACUGUACAGAUGAAACAUGUAUAAAGAUGAAAAACAGCAUGUCAGAUGUAUAUUAAACAGUUCUGAUUUUACUGUUAGAAAAUAUGCGUUUGCGAAAUUAAGAACUCGGAUGCGCGAUAAAUUACAUUAUGAUAUCAAAAUUAUUUUAUUGUUGUGCGUAAAAAAAGCGCAUAACGUAUACAUAAGCUCAGUUAUUAAUUGUAAGCAAUAGUAAACAGCAAUAUAACAAAAGACCAAUUAAUAAAACCAGUAAUUAAAAAAAAACUUUAAAUCAAAAUUGGCUCAUCUUAAGAAAGGUCUGAUAUAAUAAUAAUAAUAAUAACAACAACAACAACAACAAUACUAAUAAUAAUAAUAAUAAUAUGUAAUAU
Pseudomyrmex gracilis is the source of this 5177-nucleotide messenger RNA. It is a transcript of the gene Rich, whose product is annotated as guanine nucleotide exchange factor subunit Rich. The transcript has 12 exons. Gene Ontology annotation, cellular component: Golgi membrane; cytosol; Ric1-Rgp1 guanyl-nucleotide exchange factor complex. Gene Ontology annotation, biological process: intracellular protein transport; retrograde transport, endosome to Golgi. Gene Ontology annotation, molecular function: protein binding. Lineage: Eukaryota; Metazoa; Arthropoda; Insecta; Hymenoptera; Formicidae. The record is from RefSeq and is a predicted model, not a curated record. The coding region runs from base 159 to 4406 and encodes 1415 amino acids.